AUGGCAAUAAAAAGAAUACCAUCUCAAACUGCUGUUACUAUCACCUCCUCAUCUGCUGUCUUUUCUCCAGUAGCUGUCAUAAAAGAACUAAUAGAUAACUCCAUCGAUGCCUCUGCAACAACCAUAACUAUCGAAUACGAUUCAAAUUCUGCUGGUUUAAAUUACCUAUCGGUAAAGGAUAAUGGCAAAGGUGUACCGAAAUUUGAUAGACAACUAAUGUGCUGCAAUUCAACAACCUCAAAAAUAUCAAAUUACAACGACAUCCAUUUGUCAAUAAACACUCUAGGCUUUAGAGGUGAAGCUCUCUUUUUUAUAACUCAAUUAGCCUCGAAUCUAUCUAUAACUUCCAAAACAUCCUCUGAUUCAACUGCUCAAUCUUGGUCAGUUGAUAUAUCCGGUCUUCCAAUUCAAAACUCUUUCAAGAAUACAGCUGCUUCAAAUGGCACCUCAAUCAUUGUCAAAAAUCUAUUCAAUAAACUACCUGUAAGGAAAAAAUUCUUUCAAAAGAAGACCCCUUCCUUAAUUGAAAAUCUAAAAAACUUAAUCAUAAACUACAGUUUAAUA
Ascoidea rubescens DSM 1968 is the source of this 564-nucleotide messenger RNA. RefSeq names its product mismatch repair protein MLH2 (gene MLH2). The transcript has a single exon. The annotation marks the transcript as partial. Gene Ontology annotation, biological process: mismatch repair. The record is from RefSeq and is a predicted model, not a curated record. Gene Ontology annotation, cellular component: MutLalpha complex. Lineage: Eukaryota; Fungi; Ascomycota; Saccharomycetes; Ascoideales; Ascoideaceae. Gene Ontology annotation, molecular function: ATP-dependent DNA damage sensor activity; ATP hydrolysis activity.